Messenger RNA from Cryptococcus deneoformans JEC21, 2522 nucleotides. Its product is annotated as nucleolar protein, putative. NCBI's taxonomy places the organism in Eukaryota, Fungi, Basidiomycota, Tremellomycetes, Tremellales, Cryptococcaceae. The transcript has 4 exons. The record is from RefSeq and is a predicted model, not a curated record. Bases 90 to 1340 code for a protein of 416 amino acids.
CUCUAAUCACGUUGCCGAAAUCUUCCAAAUAUUUUCACCUUCACCAAGUCUCCCAAAUAUCCCGUCUUUGCAUCUACAACUCCACCAACAUGGCAUCUUCUCUGCAAGAAACACUCCCCGCCCAGCCAACAUCCCUUCCUGUGUCGCCAGAAAAUAACAAAAAGGAGAAAAAAGCGCGGAAAAGAGCCAAAAAGGACCAACCUCCGUCUGAGGCUGUCUCGACUGAACCCAAGCCAAACGCAGAAAGCGAACGGCCUCCUCGAAAACCUCGAGCUCGAAAGUCCAAGGGAGGGGAAAAUCAACUCGAUCCUCUUCCCAAGAACAAUGCAUCUGCGCCUGAAAGUAAGGUUGAAGGUGAAGUAGAAGCCAAGGACAAGAAGAAGAGGAGAAAGAGGGAGUCUAGGGCUGGUACCGAGGCCGAGACGAAAGAAUGUUUGAAAGAGGUUGCCACAGGAGAUGGGGCGGCAAUUGUUGAUCACGAGAAAGAUGUUAAAAAGGUUCAGGACCAGGAAAAGGGAGAGGACAAUGGUGCAGACAAAGUGGAGGAGAGAGAGAAGACAAGUGACGAGGCGAGCAAAGAGGGCAAGAAACGGAAGCGACAGACUGAACAAGCUCAUGUCGAGUCUCAAACUGCGACGGUAGAGGCUUCCCCUGCUGCUAUUACUGCCGAAGAAAACGAAGAGCCAAAGGAAAAAAAGCCCAAGCGGGAAAAGCGUCCCAAAAUAAAGUCUGUCAAGGGCGCCAUCGAUACCCCCAAGCAGCCCGAGGUUGAUGUCCAAGCUGCACCAGAAGGGUCAGAGGGAACAACAAUCUUUACAGAUUCGUCCCUUUCUGACCAGGCUAAGAAAAACAUUUUUUACGCCCACCUCUUUGCUCUUUCACAAUCUCCAUCUCCGGCACCCAACACUCCCUCCUGGAAAUUUAGCAAGGCCAAACAAAACUGGUUAAUGCGGAAUAUUUUCAGCAAUAUCGAGGUACCAGAGACUUACUUUGAAAUGGUGCUGGGCUAUCUGAAGACUACCCAAGGUCAUUCACGAAAUACUCUCAUCGAACAAGCCAAGAAAAUUCUCGAGCCACCUCUGGUGCCGCCCGUUGAAUCUGUUGAUCCCGCGGUCGAAGAAAUCACAGAUGCCGCAAUGCCUGAAACUGCAUCUCCAAAGGAAGAAUCCGAGGUUGAGAAUAGUACGCAAAACCGGUUGGAUAACGUCGAUCCUGACAUACCCAUACCCGAGGCAUCUGAAUCGAAUUCUGAGCAGUUAGAGAAGGAGAAGGAGAAGGAAAAGCAAAUCAAGGAGACUAGGGCCCGGCAGUUGUUAGAGGCCAUGGGAGUAGCUCAAUAACAUUUCCACAUUUAUCAUCAAGUCCGAUUGUCUAUUUCUGCGUUUCAAAUUCUUUUGGGAAGGUCAAGUCAUUGGCAUCGUGUGUGAAACUCUGCAAGUGCAUGUAUACUCUUUUCACCCUUUCUUACGGAUUAUCUUUUAUUUAUCACACCAGUCAGCGGCAUCAUCAAACAGACAACAACCAUCAUGCGCAUGGUACAAGUUUUAUGAAUUUGCAUAACAUCCACACAUAAUUCAACCAUCUCUAACCGACAGACGAACUCUUACAACUCGGCGCCCUCUCGCGCUCAAACCUCUCCUCCAGAUCCUCUUGUUGGAGGAUCACAGAUAAUGAGAAGGCGGAGCAUACGAGGAAACGGAAGGUCGGCUGGUGCGAAGGAAAAUGUCGAUUGGGCAGUUGGUGAGAGGGGAGAGGGAAUAAUAUACAGCGAGUGCAACCCUUGGACAAAAGGCGUUGCGAAAAGGGAUAUGAGAGAAGUGGGCACCACAGCCACUGUUGUCGCUUGUGAAUUAGGACGAGUUCCAUCCUUGAUGAUGAGAUCUUGAAUGCUGGAUAGAUGACUUGGAGCCUCGGUCGAGGAUUGCCCGACCAAAGGCGAGGAAGAGGCAGGAAAAUAAAAGAUCCGGCUGACCGGCUACGAAGAGAAAGAAAAAAAUUAAAAUUACUAAAGAAUCAUAUAGAUAAACGGAUCCCGACUGGGAAAAGGGGUUAAGGAGUGAUAUGGCAGUUAUCGUUAUUGUUGAGAUGCGAUUCACCAACGACUUGGAGCAAGUUAAGAGAAGACAAGUCUAAGAAGGAUGAAGGAUGGAAUCCCUUCGACUUGCUCAUCUCCCGAUAAUCUUGGCGCGCCGAACCAUUUGUCGUUUCCUCCUCGUCCUUCAUUAAACAUCCACCGUCGUUUUCAAUUCGCUUAUUUACCAACCACCGGUGUCCCUGGCUUUAGUCUGACUCCUGAGUUGUCGUUGGUUAUCCUGCGCUACGUAAUCAUCAGAGACCUUUUCGCAUUUCAAAAGUGAUUCUGCUUACCCUGCAAUCCGUCCUCACCAGUGGCACCAGAGCUCUUCACCCCCGGCUGCAAAGACCAGUCAAAGACGUAGUCAUACUGAAAUCCCUCCCGAAUAAACAAGUCACGGAAAAGCUUGCGGAGAUAAGAAUAGUCCGGCUUGUCGUCGAAUCGAAGA